AUGGAUACCUGCCAAGCCGAGAGAAUGACAGAAGCUAGUUUAGAACUGCCGAUGCCAGAACUAGCAGAGCAUGAGACCAAUGCUACCUUUGCGGGCGAGAAUCCCGAAAGAGAUGACCACAGCUACCUCCUGGAAGACAGCAGUCAACUUUUAUGCCAAAUGGAGAGCCAGCAGACUUUUGCUCAAGCAGACGGCGACGAUUCUGAUGCUCUCAACUUUCGAGACGACUGGAAGCUUUACUCUGACGAUCAAAGGGGUCGUCUUGCUGGUAGCGACGGUGCUCUCAAGAUCAAGGCGAGGAGUACUUAUUUCGACUACAAUAGCUCCGAUGACGAACUUGAGGAGGCGGAAGAAGCCCAUAGCGCUGGUGACUCCUCGUCUGCUGUCACGGACAGUGUUGACUCGGUGGACUGGGAUCAGGAACGAGAAAAGGCCAUCAUCAGUGGCGUCAUCUUUUGGCUUUGCAUGCAGCAAGCCAUGAAAUAUGCCUGGGAAUUGCAGGUCAUGUGCUCCAGCUAUAUUGGCAAGCUGUGCAAGAAGCUCAUGAAGCGAUUCAAAAACGACGACGACGACGGCAACUUGGGUGAUCAAACUCAGCAGCUCAAUGACAUGAACAAUCUAGAUGCCAACACCCAACAUACCACUGGAAGCCAUGGAAAUGCCAAUGGUGGAAAUGCCAGUGGCGGUAACGCCAGUGCUGGCAAUGCAGGAGGUGCCGGGGGAGGAGGUGCCGGUGGUGGAGCGGGUGCCGGUGCAGGUGCUGCCACGAGCGGAAUGGCAACCGCAGCUGCCAGCACAGCAGCAGCAGGUGCCGCGGUGGGAGCUUCAACUGCCGCAGCUACCGCAGCCGCCACCUCUGGCCUAGCGGCAGCCAUUGGAUCGGCUGUUGCUAGUGCUGGUGUGGCGUCACAAGUGGGAGUCAUGGCUGGAGUGGCCAUGGCUGUCUCUGUCGCCACCAUCACGGCGGGCGUGGCAGUUGCCAACCAGGGACAACCAGCAGAGGAUUCCGUGUCGGUUGGGUACGAUCCAUCGUCCCCUGUGUUUGUGCCACCCAUCUGUGAUGACUCUGACCUCAAAGAAGAAAAGGUGGGAUUAGUGGAACUCAGUAUCCAAGGCCUCCCUGUACACACCCUCCAACAGCACAAGCACAUUCUGGAAGAACUAUUUCAAGAUGUCUACAAUGAAAUUUCUGGCAUGUGUCUCGACCCACUGUCCAGAAUCAUGCUCUCUGCCAGCCUUACAAGCUGGGAGACGGAUUGGGGUAACUACACAAACUACGACUACAUCACCAAUAAUGCAACCAACUCUACCGCCAAUCUCACUGAAACAGGUACAAACGCAACAUUGCCAGAAGACUAUGAUCUGGCCGUUGCUGAAUCCGUUACUACCACCUACUGGGAAGCCAAGCUCCAGUGUGUGGGAUGCCCGGACCAUGAGCCCUUGUUUGAUACUGAGGAAGGCUCUCUACUAUCGAUCAAUCCAAGCAGAAAACUUCAUGCCCAGCAGCAGCGCUUUCUACGUGAGUUUGAUUUGAGUGAGUUUUUUGCGCUCUUUGCAGCAUCCUUCAGCUACAACCUGGCACCCCUUCUACAGGCCAAUGACAUUAUUGCAUUGAACAUCACUAUUGUCAGAGAUUAUGACAAGCAAGAAAUUCGAGUGGUGGCAGGCAAAGCCUUGGCUGCACAAGGUGAUGAGUCAGUGCAAGGAGGGACCGUUGUCCUUGUUGUGGAACUCGAUCAAAUCAUUGAUGCCUCUGCAGAGGUAGAGGAGAACGGCGGGACACUGGUGGCACCUUUUGUUGGCAGCGGCCUCUUGGAGAUUCAAGAAUGCAUAGUGACUGGGACAACAGCUGAAAGUUCUCCAUCACAGUCAAGCUUUUGUAGCGCUGUCAUUCAAGCAGCUGAGGCAUCUGGUGCUACCCCUGAGACUGUUCUGGAUUGUGCCGGCAGCCCAACUUCUUCUGAGGAAUGCCAGAGGCUCUUGCCUGGCUUACUCUUGGAAGUAUCUGAAGAUGCCUCUAAUGGCUCAGAUGAAGAUGGGAGAAGCGAAAGUGGGUCUGGCUCAGAAGGUGUUCCAGGCUCUAUUAAUGCAGCAAAUCCUGGUGGUGCUGAGCAGCUGGACUCCUUGGCACUGACACCCACAACAACAUUCCAGAACCCAGGGCCACUAACACCCACAACAACUGCAGCGGCACCAGUGGAUUCUCCUUUGCCAGCAAUGGAUACUUCCCCCACUGCUGUUUUAAGCUCAUCCGACUCUAGUACACCAGACAGUCCUCCACCCUUUGCCACUCCUGUAACAGAAGCUAGUGCUUUGCCACCCAGUAGUCCCAUGACUGCACCUGCCAACCCCACCAGUGACACAGCAAGUCAAACUCAGGACCAGCCUGGGCCAGGUAACCCCACUAGUGCAACUGUGCCCACUAGGCCAGCCUCUCCUUUGGCAUCAGCCCCUGGGUCACCUCCUUAUACUACUGCUUCUGAGGAGAAUACAGCCCCUUCCAAUGUUGCAUUGCCUCCAUCAGCAGUGAUGGUGCAUGCUAGCGCUGCAUCCCCGGCUUUUGCUGGCUCUCCCUCCAAUCAAAUUGGCCUUCCCACAUCUAUCAGUGCUUCCAGAGAAAGCCCCCCUGCUGCAAUAAUAGGUGCAGGGCCCAAAGCAGAUAACCCAAGUGCAUUGUCCCCAUCGGCCCCUUCUUUUCCUGCUGCCCCAUCUAUUAUAGGUGCUGACUCUUCAACUCUUAGUGGAAUCACCCCCACAGACAUCCCAGUCAUCACUCCUUCCCCCCCUUCUCCGUCUGGGGCUCAGUCCGGACCCAUUGAUGUUUCUCCAGCCCCACUUUUGGGCGCACCUAUCACAGCCAAUGCGCCUUCAAGCCCAACAGCUCUAUCAUUAUCACCACACAACGCAGUUCCGGUGACAGCACUAACACCCACUGUUGUCCCAGGGGAAUCAGAAAAUAAAGGUGUUGAAGAUACCCCCAACCCUGGGGCCUUAGCUGAGUCCCGGAGUUUCAGCCCCACAAAUGAAAGGACAAUCUCUGGAGAACCAACCACAACGUCUGACAGCACAGCAAAUCUCCCUCAAAACCCUGAAAUCUCCAGUACAAGCCCCACGCCAACUACAAGACUGCCAACAGUUACGCCUGGCAGCCCUUCACUGACACCUACAACUGCCAGUCCUAUUGGCUCUGUACCCACUGUAACUCCAGGAACUCCCAGUGUCAGUCCGAGCACAGGUACCCCCACCACUGGGUUACCAACGGUAACACCUGGAAGCCCAUCAUUGACCCCCACCACUGCCAGUCCAGUUGGUUUUCUGCCCACUGCAACUCCAGGCUCGCCCAGCACCAAUCCAAUUACCGGAAGUCCCACAACUGGAAUCCCUACUGUUACAUCCGGAAGCCCCUCACUGACACCCACGACAACCAGUCCUGUGGGAUUAGUUCCAACUGUAACUCCAGGCUCUCCCAGUGUCAGUACAACUACUACUACUACACCAACAACCUCACUACCAACGGUGGCACCUGGAAGCCCUUCCUUGACUCCCACCACUGCCAACACAGUUGCUUCUGUCCCCAGUGUAUCUCCAGGCUCUCCUAGUUCCAGUCCAACUACGGCUACUCCGACCACUGGGAUACCAACCGUGACCCCAGGAAGCCCCUCAAUCACACCCACCACAGCCAGUCCAGUUGGAUCCGUUCCCACUGUGAUGCCAGGCUCUCCCAGCACCAGUCCAACUAUGGGAAGUCCCACAACUGGAACCCCUACUGUUACUCCUGGUAGCCCCUCACUAACACCCACCACUGCCAGUCCUGAUGGAUCUGUUCCCACUGUGAUGCCAGGCUCUCCAAGUGUCAGUCCAAGUACUGGUAGUCCCACAACCGGAACACCUACAGAGACCCCUGGAAGCCCCUCGCUGGCACCCACCACGGCCAGUCCCGUUGGAUCUGUUCCCACGGUGACACCUGGUUCUCCCAGUGCCAGUCCAACUACUGGCAGUCCCACAACAGGAACACCGACAGUAACCCCUGGAAGCCCCUCGCUGGCACCCACCACGGCCAGUCCCGUUGUCCGUACCCACAGUGACUCCUGCUCUCCAGUGUCAGUCCAAGUACUGGCAGCCCCACAACCAGAACACCUACAGUGA
Messenger RNA from Seminavis robusta, 4146 nucleotides. Lineage: Eukaryota; Bacillariophyta; Bacillariophyceae; Naviculales; Naviculaceae. The record is from the annotation of a GenBank genome assembly.